AUGACAAAAGUCUCGCAACAAAAACAACCCACGGAACCAACUGGAACAAUACCCCCACCGCCCACCGAACAACAACCGCAAUAUCCUGGAGUUAUGCAUGUGACUGGAUCGAUUGUUAUAUCACAGCUUUUCAACAACGGAGUCAUCAAUUUUACAGGAACCACUUCAGACCAAAAGGGUGUGAGUCAGCAGCCACAAAUAGAAGUCAAAACGCACUCUUCUCAAGUUGUGAAAGAGAAUGGAAAGCCCGGUGUAUCAACGGAAGGGCAAUCAAGCUCGAUUUCGCCUGACGACAAGAGAAGUGAGGGUGUCCGCAAUCGGUGUACUGAGAAGUAUGAAAGAAGUCUUGGGGAGUUCACAGAGAGUGACGGAUGUGGGAAUGAUGAGAAUUCGAUUGUCCGCGGGCAAAGUGAAAAGAAGAGUGACAAUUCCUUAUCAGACCCCGAGUUAAGUACUGUGACGACGAUCUUAAAGUCAAUGGAAAGUGAUUUAAAAGAAUUGAUCAUUAAAGAGAAGACUAUAACGGAGACUGUGAAUCAAUUAACGGAGUCAAAAAAGACUUUAAAAUCCCCUUCACAAGUCCAAGACCUUCACGAACAAGUUGAAUCGAAUGAAAAGAUGUUAGAAAGGGUGUCAAGCGAGUUUGGACGACUGAAACAGUUUUCGACGUCAAUGAGUGAAAUGGUCCGCCCAAGUGCAUCUGUUGUUAUACGCCCGACUAUUACAGUCCCACAGAAAUUACCAAGUCUUGAAGAAAUGGUGGUAGAGCCUGUUAUAGGACAACUCAAAUUUCAAAAGAAAAUAGUCGAGUGGACUAAUAUGUGUCAAUACCGAGUCUUGUAUAGAAGCACUAAAGACAAUUUAACAGCAAAAGCUUUAAACGCCAAAAUAUGUGGAAGAACAAAUAUCUUACUCAUUGUUAUUACUAAUAAGAAUUACGUGUUUGGUUCAUACUCGUCCGUCGCUAUACCAAAUCCACCAAAAAUUGGUGACCACCACGUAGGACCAGACAACGCGUUCUUCUGCUUCACAUUCCAAAACCCAUUCAAUACAGAACCCCUCAAAAUCACUAAAAAGACGACAUCAACAUCACUCAAAAUAUAUUCGAAUAAGGAACAAAGCUAUGUCGUUGGCGUCGACGCUUGCUUCUAUAUCAGGGCUAACUGCCCAUCACACGUCCCAAGCUGCUUUGCAGAAAGCUUCGAUGACCCUACAAAGAAGGGAGGACUCCUCUUUGUCAACGCAGUAUACCCGGACAAAUUCGGGGUCCAGGAACUGAUGGCGGUAGAACUCUCUAACUAA
Entamoeba invadens IP1 is the source of this 1302-nucleotide messenger RNA. RefSeq lists its product as hypothetical. The record is from RefSeq and is a predicted model, not a curated record. The coding region runs from base 1 to 1302 and encodes 433 amino acids. The transcript has a single exon. NCBI's taxonomy places the organism in Eukaryota, Evosea, Mastigamoebida, Endamoebidae.